AUGAACGCUCAGCACACUCGCGAACUCUCCCACUAUCUCCGCCACUACAAUGGCCUCUCCCCUCGCGCUGCUGCGGCCUCUCCCGCAAUUCAGGACCUCGACUUCCAAGGCAUGACCAUCAAGACCACCAACGGCACCUACAACGUCCCCUUCUCCCCUCCCUUGGCGUCCUGGGCCGAGGCGCGCCCCCGCAUCAUCGCCAUGGACGAGACCGCCCGCGAGGCCCUCGGCCUCAGCAACAUUUACAUCACAGAGUAUGCCAUGCAGCAAGGACUCGACUAUGUCCCCUUCAUCGGCGUGAUUUUCUACUACUUCUGCGCUAUUGGCUUGCCGUGGCUUGAGCCGGGAAGCGCCCCAUGGGAGGUUCUCAAGCUGGUGUUUCCAGGAGGGCCUGAGUGGUUCCGGUGGACUGUCAAUGCAAUUUUCUGGCCCGUUAUUGGGAUUCACCUAGCAGAGGCGUUCCUGCUUGACCGAUGGAGGCUGCAGAAGCACGGCGUGGCGAGGUGGUCCCGGGUGUGGUGGCUGUGGGAGGGUGCGAUUUUCUGCGAGGGCUUGACGUCGUGGAAGAGAUUUGAUAGGCUGGUUGCUGAGAAGAAGGCCGAGAAGGAGGCCAAGAAGAACUGA
Trichoderma asperellum CBS 433.97 is the source of this 624-nucleotide messenger RNA. RefSeq lists its product as uncharacterized. The record is from RefSeq and is a predicted model, not a curated record. Lineage: Eukaryota; Fungi; Ascomycota; Sordariomycetes; Hypocreales; Hypocreaceae.